AUGGCUUCAGUAACAUCACUAGACGCCGACAUGCGCAACCUGCGCCUAUCCCGAUAUACCCCUCACGCUGCCAAUGAAGCUCGCGCCUGGAUCGAAGGCGUACUCGACUCCUCACUGCCACCCGGCGACCUACUCGAAGUGUUGAAGGAUGGCGUAGCGUUGUGCAAAUUGGCCAACCUGGCCACGCAAGAGCACCGCGGGCCGAUCAAGUUCAAGAGCAGUAAAAUGCCGUUCGUACAGAUGGAGAACAUAAGUCACUUCCUCAAAGCUUGCGAGCUACCGCCGUUGAACAUGCCCGCGCAUGACCGCUUCUUGACCGUGGAUCUGUUCGAGCAAAAGGAUCCGGCGCAAGUACUGCAAUGUCUCAGCGCAUUUAGCAGACAAGCCAACAACAUUAAUCCGUCCAAGGUACCUUCUGUCAUUGGCACGAAGAGAGCACCCUCUACGAUGUCUCCCACAGCGACUGCAAUGCCGGCGUCUGCGACCCGUCCUAUGAGUCCGACGUACACGGGAGGUUCGAACGCCUCAUCGCGUACAGAAGGAGGAUCCGCUAAAUCGCCAACUGGUCCGGUUAGCAGCUGGAGCAGACGGAGCGAUGAGAACAACACGGCGCCGGCCUGGAACAUUCAUCAAUACGGGUAUAUGGGUGGUGCAUCGCAAGGAAAUCAGGGGAUCAGCUUCGGUGCAAGACGACAGAUCACUAGUCAGGGUCCGGCAGUACCAAGCCUUGCAGAGAAGGAGAAGCUACGUAAAGAGAAGGACGCAGAAGCACAAAGAUUACGACAGGAACAAGACGAAGAGGACCAGAGAAAGCGGCGGGCCGCAGAAGAAGAGGAGGACCGGGCGAAGCUCGCAGAGGAGCACAAAUGGGAAGAAGAAACAAGACGGCAUCGUGAUGAGGAGAGGAGGAGAAUGGAAGAGCAGAAACGAGCAUGGGAGGAUCAAGAGCGGAAGUGGAACCAGGAGGAAGAGGCGCGGAGACGAGAAGAUGCUGCACUGCAAGCAACGUUGACCAAGAAGAAGCCACCUGCAAAGCCUAGAGUGCCGAGCUCGAGCAUUUUGCGAGGUCAAACUCUUGCUGAUUACCAAGAGGAGCAGGCGGCACUACUGAAGGCCAACGAGCCUGCGGAGACACCAGAGCAGCGUCGUGUGAGAGAACUGGAGAAACAGCUUGAAGAGGCGCGAGAGCGUGAACGGCAGUACCAGUCGGAGCGAGAGGAGCGGAUCCGGAAGGCCGCACCUCGCGCACAACCCUUCUCGACACCAUCACCCUUCACCAGACCUCUUCCCAAUCCAUCCAAGCAAGCCGCACCAGAAUCUCACCUUCCUGUGGAGCGUACACCCAACCGAACGGACGCCUUUCUCUCUUCAAAUGCAGCACCCACCACCCAACGUCCUCGCGUCUCCUCUUCUCAAGAAGCUGGUGACACCUCUCUCGAGCAGUCCCAACUCCGCGACUCGCGCAUGCAAUCGCAGCAAGCAACCAAAGCCGGCGCCUGGGCGAGUAAGUCUCUUCUAGAGCGGGAAAUGGAACGCGAACGCGAACGUCAGAAGGAAUGGGAAGCCGCUCAGUCAGCGGCUAAGACCGCUCCCAGGGAUCUGAGUCAGGGUACGGGUGAAGGACAGAGUUGGGAUGUCAAUCAGUAUGGGUAUAUGGGCGGAGACUCGAUGAACAAGGGGAGCAGUGUGGGGAGUGGAAUCAAUAUUGGUGGGAGGAGACAGAUUAUUGGGCCAAGGCCGAAGCCGUAA
Molecule: messenger RNA, 1749 nt
Organism: Zymoseptoria tritici IPO323
Lineage: Eukaryota; Fungi; Ascomycota; Dothideomycetes; Mycosphaerellales; Mycosphaerellaceae
Exons: 3
Coding region: 1-1749 (582 amino acids)
Molecular function (GO): protein binding
Source: RefSeq, a predicted model, not a curated record